Fusarium sp. VM40 is the source of this 651-nucleotide messenger RNA. NCBI's taxonomy places the organism in Eukaryota, Fungi, Ascomycota, Sordariomycetes, Hypocreales, Nectriaceae. The record is from the annotation of a GenBank genome assembly.
AUGUACACUUCCACCAUCGCCCUCGCCAUUGCUCCCCUUCUCUACCUCGCCCACGCCGACGUCAGUCUCGACCGCGACGACGUCCCGCGCGCAUGCGACACCAUCUGCGAUCCAAUCGUCCAGCUGACGCAAAAAUGCGACUCUGACCGUUGGGGAGACGCUCAGGAGAUCCAGUGCGUUUGCACCAACGACUCUUUUAACGUUGAGCGCAUCGCUGCGCUUUGCGCCAACUGCAUUCACCAGAAUGCGUCUCAGGACAGAGAUGAUGAUGACGACGACGAUAAUGAUAUUCGUGAUGAGACUGAAAAUAUCGAUGAUAUUCUGUUCACUUGUGCUUUCCCGUCUACUACAUACGUCGCAUCUGCUGCCUCGGCAGCUGUCUCUGGCAUCUCAGUCGAUGCUAGCCUUCCCACGGAUGGUUCGGAGUUUACCUGGAUCAUUGGUGGAACCACAACUCGUGAUUCUAACCAGGCUACCUCAACCAAUGGAAGCGGAGGCAGUGGCGGCAACAGCAACAACAACAACAACAAUAAUGAUAACGCAUCGGCUACCAACGACGCUUCCAGCCCUGAUGAGACCAAUGCUGCUGCCGCUAUGGCGCCCGUUGGAGUUCUGGGUGCUGUUGUUGGUGCUGCUAUGCUCCUUGCUUAG